Vicia faba (fava bean) is the source of this 717-nucleotide messenger RNA. Lineage: Eukaryota; Viridiplantae; Streptophyta; Magnoliopsida; Fabales; Fabaceae. The record is from the annotation of a GenBank genome assembly.
AUGACGAUGUAUCAGCAGGCAAUCCCAAAUCAAUUUAUGUUUAUUAGGAAGAAUAGGAAUACAAGUUGUAUGUUUAUAAGAAAUGAAAAGCAGCAGCAGCAGCAGCAGCGCAAGUCGUGGGCGAGAGACAGAGUAAUAGAUUUCGGUAAAUAUAAGGGGAAGAUGCUGGGAAGCCUUCCAUCAAGCUAUCUGAAGUGGGUUUCAAAAAACUUACGUGCACGGGAUUUUGAGGAAUGGGCAAUUCUUGCAGAUCAAGUCCUUGUAGAUCCCAUCUACAGAGACCGCAUCGAGUGGGAGUUUGCUCUCAACGUGUUAGAUGGAAACUCUGCUAGAUCCACUAGAUCCACUGAACCCGCAGAUUCUCAACUCCAGGAGAUAAGCGAGAGGUUUGGUUGGGAUAAGAUUGGUUGGAGCAAAGUUGAUUUCGACCUUCUUGGCACUUCUAAAGGAGGCAGAAUUCCCAGACUUGGUAAUCCAACUGAACCCAAACUCCCACCUGCUGCUACUGCUGUUGUUACUACUACUACUACUAGUAUCAGUAUCACUAGGAGGAUGGAGAGAAGAGACAGACUCAAAAUGAGAUCGACGCAGCAGCAGCAGCAACAGCAACAACAACAAGUUGUGCCUCCUGCUGCUGAUAUUAAACAAGUUGCCAACCCAUUCCCAGGACGUCAGGCUCUUCUCCGCAAAGCCAUCAACCACCGCGCAGAUUCCUAA